Trichomonas vaginalis G3 is the source of this 4386-nucleotide messenger RNA. RefSeq lists its product as uncharacterized. The record is from RefSeq and is a predicted model, not a curated record. The transcript has a single exon. Lineage: Eukaryota; Parabasalia; Trichomonadida; Trichomonadidae. Bases 1 to 4386 code for a protein of 1461 amino acids.
AUGAGUGGAGUUCCUGUCAUUGUCGAAAUUGAUGACAAUUUCGGAAUUCUAUACAAGAACAUUAAUGGACUUCGCUCUGACGAUAACCAAACAAUUAUUAUUACGUUGACAAGAUUCAGAAAAUCUGUUUCAUUUCAAUGGUUAAAUUCAUUUCAACGAGUAAAUCCGCAAUUAUGCUUAUCAGUUGUUAUUUCAACGAUACUCAACUUCACUGAGUAUUCUGAUGCAACUGUUCGAGUAAAUGCAUAUUCAACCUUAGGUGCCCUUCUUCUUUGCGUCGCACCAUUCUCUCCAAUGCUUUUUAUUCGUGCAUUUGGCUCAGCAACCUCACAAUUACCCGUUUCUCCAAAGAUGUCUGUGGCAAUUAUUAAUAUGUUUGUUUAUCUAUCGAGAUUCGUAUCACCUGUCCGUAUCACAGAGUUUGUUGCGAUGGUUCCUGUUGUACAUCACUUCGGUGUUGAUGUUUCCGAUUAUAUUCAGCAUUUACCGACAAUUAUACCUUUAAUGAAAGUUUUACCCGUAGAGUUCCAUCAAAACAUUUUGAGAUCAAUUCUCGUUUCGUGUGGUCGAAAACCAAAUUACGCUUUCGCAAAUACAGUUUAUCAGCUUAUUUCUUUGAACAAAGAGCAAUUAACACAGGAUUGCAUGUCAUUCUUGGCUGGUAACCAGCUGGAAGACGCAAUUGUGUGGCUUGGUCCUUUCCUUCUUGGAGAUGAUGAAAUUUACAAUUGUUUAGGCGACGAAUACAGAGAAUUAUUCCUUUCGCAUGCUAUCAAAAUUUUUACACGACAGAAGCCUCAACUCAGUCUUUUUGAAUAUUCUUGCAAAAUUGCAAAUAUCUUUCUCAAAAAAUCUCGCGGUUCUGAUCUAGAAGAAGCCAUUCAUACUAGAAUAUACACUGCCAUACCCGAUAAUCUUUCAUUACCUUUCAAAACAAAGUUAUUAAAUUUGCCAACUCCAUUAUCCGACAUCAAGCUCGAAGAAAAGGAUGCGGACUCAGUCAAAGGUGCCAAACUUAAUGCAGCAGUCACUUACUUCAUAGAUACUUACAAUUCCGGAAAAGUUGACGCAGAUGAUGUUGCUGCCUUCUUCCUUCCUUUCAAAGACUCCGAAAACGAUCUUUACUGCACAUUUGUCGAAUGUUUCGGCAACUGCAUUGAAGAACUCCUCAAAAGAUGCAAGAAAAAUAUUCAUAUCGAGUUACUUGAGCUUAUUCUCCGCAAAAAGAAUAAGAACUGGGUUCACGAUGAAACAGUUUGCAAGAUGAUUGAUCGCAUUCCUCUUUCCCUUGCUAUGAAACAGUUUCCAAUUUAUCAAGAACUUGUUUUUGAGAGAUUACUCGAAUAUACACUCAGUACAACCGAUAGGUUGUACAACAGUGCCACAGAUAGCCUCAUAAAGGUCGCUUCCUAUACAAAUAUCAAUGAUUUAUUAUCAAAGAUUUACAGAUCUGACUGGAUGACUGAAGGAGUAGCCAUGCGAUGUUUCCGGUUGCUUGCCAGGCUUUCUGACCUCUUCAGAGCCUCUUCUUUCCAAAUGUUCGUUGACAUUGCCUAUGAAUCAAUUUUAUUUUACGAUAAUAUCAACUUAUUAUCGAAUGUAUAUGAGUUUUUGUCACAUGUACCAAUAGAUCAUAUGCCAGAUAACAUCAGGACCUUCUCUUUCGAGUUCAUUGCCCGCGAAUACCAAAGUUUUUCACACAGAAAAAUGGAUUAUCCACAAAACCACUAUGAUGUGCCAAUUCCUCAAGGCUCAUUUGUCGAAACACUCGAUACAGACAUCGUUGCGAACCCUACAUUUGAUCAUGUAUCAGUAAUGAUGCCUGUCAUGAAUUGUUUCAGUUUUCUUUAUUCAAUUCCACGAGCUUUGCUUCAAGACACUGAUACUUUGUUUUGGGAUUCGUAUUAUUUAGUUCCUAUUCUCGGACAUUACGCGUUGGACGCUGCUAGAACACUUAUUGAUAUUUCCAAUCCUUAUUACGAUAAUUUGUGGAGUCUUGGCUUGGAAACAUUCAAAGUUACAUCGAAAGAUGAAGUUUCUGCAGCAUGUGUCAAAUUAUUUACGAAUUGUCCGAAACCUCUUCCUCCUGUUGUCAAUGAGAUGCUACAGAAAUAUUUGCAGACAGCGGGAACAGCACCAGAACUUGUUUUCCUCGCUUUCAUUAUUGUUGAUCAGGAUAAUCAUGAAAUUGCGAUGGAAGGAGUUUUUAAUUUGAUUUCGCAAUUGGGAGAAAUUGAAGCUUCAAAGAUUUUGUUUAAACUCGUUCACGUAAUGGGAAGCAGCCUAUUAAAGGAAAUUAAAGAUGAACAUGCUGCUGCUUUGUUGCAAUACGCUGUUGAUAUUGGAGAACCGUUUUCUGAAAGAGUUAAAAAUUAUUUCGAAAAAUCUCCUUUCGAUAAAUGGCCGGUUGGAGACCCUGAAAUGGAUUCAUGCACGUUUAAGUUCAUGUCUAAAUACGAGAAAACAAAAUUGCCAAUGGAAACACUCGAAAAAUUAGAUAGAGAACAUUGGGAUUUCGUUAUUAUUUAUAACUCUAUUUUUGACUUAGAAAACGUGCCAAUUUUCAUCGAACAAAAUCCAGAUACAUUCGCAAAAAUUGAUGUUUCUUUCUUCAGAAUUCCGCCACAACCGCCGGAACCAUUUGAAUAUAAAAAAGUGACAGGAAAAAUGACAAUUGCUUCCAUUCAGCCAAACAUCAAAAGAAACGAGUUGCCAGAUGAUUUGGCAUUGAUCACUUCACUUUUGACAGCAGGAAAAGUGAAGUUAACUGAUGACAUGUUUUCUAAGAUAUUUAAUUUAGUUUAUGAAAAAGAAGACAUCAAAACAAUGAAAUCUGUUUUGAAUUACGCAAUUAGAAACAAAAGUGAAGUCGAAUUUGUCAAAUUACUGACAAAUCAAAAAUUCAGAAAUGAUGACGAGAUAUUUUCUUUGAUUUUACAAUUACAAAAGACACAAAUCAAAGAUUUACCAGAAAACAUCAAAGAAUACAUUGAAGAAAAGAUAGGAACAAAAAUUUCUCCAGAAUUAUUUGUUGAUUAUGAGAAAAACAACAAAAUUUUGGAUUUGAUUAGAUUGGAUUCCAAUUAUUUCGUUAAUUAUGUUGUAGAACAAGAAGACUACAAAGCUCACAGACUCCUUAAAUUGAUGCCUUUGAUGAGCAACAUCCAAAUUGAUGGUGACCAAUUAUCAAUUUUAAUCAACAAAACUUUGCCAGUUUACAACGAUUUAACAUCUAACAGGAAAAAGAUUGUUUUCCUCCGAUUCAUCUCUGCGGCUUUGACAGCAAUAAAGGCUCAAAGAAAGACAGCUUUGUUCCAAACAAAUCUAAUUUUGGUCAAUGAAAAUAUUGACAAUUUCUUGUCAGAUUUUACUCCUUCAAUUUUCAAUGAAUUGACAAAUUUGUGUCAAAUUUUGGCACCUUCCGUUCCCUCCAUUGAGAACUGUGUUAAGAUCAUUAACUCUGCAAUUACGUUUGGUGUUACAUCUAUCUUUUCUAUCUAUCCUUUGAUUAGUUUAGUUCAAAACACUAAAAACGAGAAUUUCGGAGUUUUAGCACAGCCAAACUUUGAAACAAUUUUGCAGCACAAUUUGCCAUCACUUAAAUCUAAUGGCUUACGUGCAUUGACAUUCUUCUUGGCACCAAAUUCAACAACAAAGCAGUUCCAACUUGUAAAUAACCUCGCGAUUACGAUUUACAAUCAAUUUGAGUUCUACAGAUUGUAUUUCAGAACUGUUCAAAGCUGUUGUUUAUUGAUGUCCAGGAUAUUAGUUAAUGCUAAUGUUGAUCAGAUUCCUCUUCCUUUCUUCUCUGGAUUUGUCAAUCAAUUUGUACAGAGAUUGUCAUCACCACAGUUUAAUUUAGCUGUUUCUUUAUUCCCGCAAUUAGCUUUGAAAGUUGGAAAACUUUAUGAAUCUCUUCUUUCAUCAUGUUAUUCAUCGUUUGAUGUUUUAGAAGCAAUAAGAGAAACAUAUAGAGUUAUAAACGAAAAUGGAAAGAGAUCUAAAGAACAAAUGUUCUUCGAUUACUUGGAAAAGAUCGAAGCAUUUUUCUUGGAAUUCCCUUCAUUUGAAUCUGGACAAAUUUUGUUGAAAGUCAUUUCAGAUGGUGGAGAUAAUGUCGAUGCUCCUUCAUACUUGUUUUCCAAGCUUCCUAUGAUUGUUUAUAACUUCCUUCCUUUGUUCCAGACUUUGACAUUGUUCUAUAAAGAUGCAAACCCACACAUGAGAGAAUCUGUUGAUGUUAUUGUUGAAUCUAUGUCAUCUGUCAUUACUCCGACAUCUAGAGGACAAGCACUUCGAAUGCUUGUUGCAGGAGGUGACAUAGAAACAGCAACAGCUAUUGCAGCUUCUGAAUUAGAUGAUGUUUCUUUAUUAAAUGGAUUGUAA